AUGUUUGCUGGGCAUGGCCUAGCGCAAGCCGCGCCGAACCAUGGGUCCCAUGGGUUGCAGAGCGCCCCAGGAGUAGCGCCACCGCCUACGUGGCAGGCAGAGUGGCUUCAGAGGUGUCCGCCUCCACGAUUUGAGCCGCAGCGUCGUGCGCCAGACGCUCCGGUGGAUGACACGCAGAGGCGCCUUGCCGACCUGGCCGACUUCGACCAUGCUCUUCUCAGCCUCACGCAGGACUCUGCAGGCAUGCAGGCUUUCGGGCAGCAGCUGGCCCCUCCGAUGCCUGCGCCAGGGCCACCAGGGCCGCCAGGGCCGCCAGGGCAGGGAGGCCUUUGCUCAAGCUUGAUGAGCCCCUGCACGCAAGCCUCCGGCCACUCGAGCCAGAUCGUCGUCCCUCAGGAUCCGGGUGAGCUUCUCCAGGCGGCAGCCCUGCAACAGGCGCAGGCUCUCGCGCGACACCACUUUGGCUGGCCAAAGUUGAAGUCCUUCCAGCGGCGUGCCCUCGAGGCCUGGGCCGUCGGCCGCUCCUGCUUCGUGCUCUCGGGAACCGGGAGUGGCAAGAGCGCUUGCUUUACGCUGCCCGCCCUCAUCGAGCGCCAGUGGCAUGUAAGAAGUGGCGGUGAAGGCUUUGGGCCCGUGUCGCUGGUGGUUUCUCCUCUGGUCUCCCUGAUGCACGACCAGGUGCAGCGCCUUAAACAGGCGGGGGUGCCUGCGCUCGUGUGCUCCCCGCAAGGUGGGGAGAGUUGCUGGGAGAAAGUCGUGUCGGCCGUGCGCAAUGGCGAAGCAGCUCUGAUUUUCAUGUCGCCGGAGCGGGCCGUCAAGGAGGCGGAAAAGCGGACGCUCGGCCAGCUGGGGCGCAUCAGUGUGUUGGCUGUGGAUGAGGCCCAUUGCGUGUCCGAGUGGGGCCACGAUUUCCGCGUGGAGGCUGCCAAUGUACGCGUUGAUGUGAUGCCGGAUUCAGGCACGGAUGCUGAGAUGUCUACCCUGGCACCCUCGUCGGUGACGGACUGUGAGAGUCCCGAGGGCUCCGAUACGAGGAGAGACCCCAGCCUAUCGAGGAACCCGACAAGAGGACGGUUUCGACUUUUCGUUGCCAUACUCUUGCUCGCCACUCUCUUUGUGGCUGCGAAGCUGUCAGGUGCAACCAAGUUGUUACGCCGUGAGCAGAUUCUUCGCGUUAUGGACGAUGCGGGUCCUUUAGGCUGGAUGGCGUAUGUCGUUCUUUUCUCCUUCGGGGAGCUCUUACACAUCCCUGGCAUCGUCUUUGUUAUGGCUGCGGUCUUCUCUUAUGGCCGGGUGAUGGGGGCCCUUCUGGCCUACUUGGGGAGCAUCGCGAGCGUCUCAGCCGGAUUUUGGGUCACGCGUGCUUUGAGCGGCGGCGCAACUUUGGACACGCUGAAAAUCAGGUGGGUGGAUCGUGUUCUCAUGCGCUUGGAGUUUGCUCCCAUGCGCACCGUCGCGAUGCUCCGUUUGUGUUUCUAUCUGGCGCCAAGUUUCAAUCAAGCCAUGGCACUUACCAAUGCGCCCUGGCCUGCUUUGGGGGUUUUGAGGGGACUUAUGCUUUGGCGCAGAUUCUGUUUCGGAUGUUAUGGUUUGGGGAAGGGGAGGGGGGUGUUCGGAUCUAGAAUCGUUUGA
This is a messenger RNA of Symbiodinium natans, 1632 nucleotides long. Lineage: Eukaryota; Dinophyceae; Suessiales; Symbiodiniaceae. The record is from the annotation of a GenBank genome assembly.